Messenger RNA from Anopheles cruzii, 2297 nucleotides. RefSeq lists its product as uncharacterized. The transcript has 2 exons. The record is from RefSeq and is a predicted model, not a curated record. Lineage: Eukaryota; Metazoa; Arthropoda; Insecta; Diptera; Culicidae. The coding region runs from base 1 to 2295 and encodes 764 amino acids.
AUGAGGCGGCUCUUCGUGGCCAGUGCGUUGCUCCUGUUGAGCGCCACGAACCGAGGAGCGACGGGCCAACAUGAAGGAUGCCACCGAGCCAGCUCUCGACAGGUUGGAGCCGGUUUUGGAUAUUACCCAUACGGCGGUGCAUCACAGUAUGGGUACGGGGGACAGCCCGGUGGAGUAAACCUGUUCGACACGGUGACUAAGAACACGGCGGCCGUGUUCAACGAUGUCAACAAACAGAUCACUCAUACCUUCAAUGCUGUGGCACGGCCACUUGGCUUUGGAUUCGUUCCUGGGGUCGGUGGGAUGCCGGGCUACGGAGGAACCUAUGGGGGAGGCUAUGGCCACCACGAUUCCCGGCCAGGCGGUCACCCAAUGGGAUUCGUUCCACCUGGAAACGGAGGCCACAACUAUCCCCACGGAGGCCACUAUGGUCCAGGAUCCGGAUUCCAUGGCCAUGGCCAUCGCCCCUGGGGCAAUGGUUACGGUUGGGACCAUUGGAACCAGGAAGGUUCGCCGGAUCUUGGUCCGGGACCUGUUGCACUACCACCUCCACCACUACCACCACCAGCGGCUCCAGCAAAGCCCGUUGUUCCUGUGAACAUUCCCCCGGUAGCACCGGCACCGCCAGCACCGGCCGUUCCGAUUAGUCCUCCAGCAGCUCCAGCUCCUCCGCCGGCACCACCAGCACCACCGGCACCACCAGCUCCACCAAUGGCACCCACUCUUGACAAUAGCUGGAGUCUGGACAAUUUGUCUCCAGCCGUAGCACCUUCGAAUCCUCCUGUGGCGCCUCCAGCACCGGAUAGUAACAGUUGGACCCCGGACAAUACUCCCCCAGUUCCAGCACCACCACCGCCGCCGCCACCACCACCAUCCAAUCCUUCUCCGGUACCGGCGGCACCGAAAGCGGGCACACCGGAAGAUGAGGACGACAAAGCGAUCUACGACAUCGACAUUCGGGCAGAUUUCGACAAAGUGCCCAAGAUGUCCCGCCGCAAACGUCAGUUCUUUCCGAAUCUGUUCAACCAAAUCGGUGGGUUGGUCGGUACGGCCGUGAACUCGGCCGGCAAUCUGGCGCAGGGAGCCUUCAAUCCGGGACAGACAGCGGGCGGGUUUCCCAACUUCUUCCAGGGACUUCAGCAGCCACCGCAGCAGCAAAGACCUCAGCCAGUUCAGCCGGCACCGGCCACACAGGCACCAGCCGUCCAGCUGGCUCCCCCGAAAGCACAAAGCCCGAGCAGUAAUCCCGAGUUGAACCUCCAGACACUGGGUCAAGAUGGGACUGUUUGGACUUACGAGUCCCUGGGAGUGAAACCACCGGCGUCGCGUGUCCGUCGCGAUACAGACGCCAUCUACUUCCCGCCGGAUGACGAAGAUCAUUUCACGAAUUACAAUAAAUUACCGGUGAAACCGGUGCACCCGGUGGCGCCUGCGUCAGGGUCUCAGGCCGGAGCUCAGAGUCAGUCGCAGAACGUAGCGAACGGAUUUCAGCAGAGCAGCGGUUCCCAGACGCAAACGCAAACCGUCCAGAACCAGCACGGACAGUUUAAUCAGAACGCGGCCGGAAGUACGUCGGGCAAUGUGGCCGUCGACGGCUCGUCGGGUCAGCUGAGCGCGGCCAACACCCAGCAGCAAAACUUCCAGACGGCGCACGGUUCGGGCAGCCAGAAUCAGGCCAACAGCCAGUCGGCCAACUUUGACAACCACGGCAACCUGCAGCUGUCGAACUCGAACGCCAACACAAUGUCGAUCCGGGAAAAGGACAAGAUCAAGGAGCAGGCCAACGCGGGCUCGUCGUCGGUGGUGCAGAACCAGUUCGGUCAAUCGUCCAGCAACGCGCAGACGAAUUCGGAGACGUUCCUGGAAAAUGGCAUCCACGGGAACAAGAACACGGCUUCGAGCCAGAGUUUGCAGACGAACAAGGACGGAUCGGUGUCGGGAUCGAACAGUAAUACGAUGUCGGGUACGUUCACCGGCCCCGGCGGCCUGACCGGAUCGUCCUCGUCGAGUCAAUCGUCGAGCUUCAACAAGGGUUCCGGUGGUGCCGGUGCCGGUGCCCACACGAACUCCUGGAGUGGCGCGUCCAGUAACACCGCCUCGAGCGGGGUCUCUUCGGCCAGCUCUUCCGCCAGCUCGUUGGCCACGGGUCCGCUGGCAUUUAGCCUGAGCGGUGCCUUCUCACUCCCCCAGUUUCCGCUGCACGCAGCAUUCCCCAAGUUCUUCGGCACGCGCAUGGGCGAGGACGACGGGGACACUCCGAAGGAGGACAACCACGAGGGGGUAGAGAAAGAAUAAAA